UUCGCCAUUUUGUGCCGCUGCGCCGGGUAUUUAUCGGAAGAGUCGUGACUCGCUCGUUUACACUGUUAAGAGGCGUCAGACGGUUUCCCUCCGCAACUCCAGACUGUGGCCUUCGACACCUUUUUAAGCCAAGUGCGAUUCUCCUCGGACCCGCCAUUAACGAUUAAUCUUUUGUACACUUAGUUUAUUUUUUUAUACCGAGCGAGGAAGAAUGUCGGCCGAAGCCCCCGAGUACUCUCCGUUCUUCGCAGUGAUGGGUGCCUCUGCAGCCAUGGUGUUCAGCGCCUUGGGAGCAGCCUAUGGCACAGCUAAGAGCGGUACAGGAAUUGCCGCCAUGUCCGUGAUGAGGCCGGAGCUCAUCAUGAAGUCCAUCAUCCCCGUGGUCAUGGCGGGUAUCAUAGCCAUCUACGGCCUGGUAGUAGCAGUGCUGAUUGCCAACAACAUCUCAGAGAAGGUCACCCUCUACAAGAGUUUCCUUCAUCUGGGAGCUGGGUUGAGUGUGGGCCUCAGUGGACUGGCGGCAGGCUUCGCAAUCGGCAUCGUUGGUGACGCAGGUGUUAGAGGCACAGCUCAGCAGCCAAGGCUUUUUGUGGGCAUGAUCCUCAUCUUGAUUUUUGCUGAGGUCUUGGGUCUCUACGGUCUCAUCGUUGCCCUCAUUCUCUCCACGAAAUAAACACCCAAACAUCUCCACUAAAAGAUCUGUCCUUUAUGUUGCUGCUGGAGAAAGUGUAAAAUGGGGGGGAAUUGUAAAAAAAAUUCUGCCACACAAGAUGAAAGAAGUGAACGUGGAGAAAAAUGAAUUAAAACGGCUCCGUAAAUAUGGUCUUAUCUCAACAAUAUGUACAGUCGUCCCAAUUUGAUAGUCAACUUGUAAAUGCGCAAUGUAGUGAUUUGUCUGUCUUGUGUGUGCGUGUGCGUGUGUUUGUUUCAAAAACAAAUUGAUGAAGAUUCCUUUUUUUUCCCUCCACUUAUUUCAGGCCACGAGGCUGGCUGAGGUAGCUCGGCCUCCAGGUCUUAGAGCUGACCAAAGGGCCACACAGCUUUUCCUCCUCCCAUAUUGACUUGGGAGUUGUCACAAUUUCUGCAUUAAUCUUGAGGAUCUAUUUGUAAAGAGAAAUGUGUAUGGACUAAAGAUUUUUUUCCACUGAUUUUAUUUAUAUAAGAAAUUGUUCGUUGAACUGUUUAAUGCAGCAAGUCUUUAAUCCCCAGGAUAUAUUAUACAUAUAUAUAUAUAUAUACAGACAGACAAAUGAAUAUCUAUAUAGAUAGAUUUAAUGCACUGUGGGUUAAUUGUGAUAAGUGGUUGGAAUUCCUCUGGAUGUAAUUCUUGGUUUAAUAAGAUUGCCUUUAGUAUGUUGCUGGUGGAGUGGGAGUUUUAUGUGUAGCUGUAUUCUAAUCAUUACGCAAACUUUCUCAAACUUCAGUGUUUUUCCUGUAGUACUGCUGUUUGCAUUAAAGGUGUGUGUGUGCCCCAUGUUGGGUCUCACAAGUGUAAUUUCCCAAAAAAAA
Molecule: messenger RNA, 1509 nt
Organism: Paralichthys olivaceus (Japanese flounder)
Lineage: Eukaryota; Metazoa; Chordata; Actinopteri; Pleuronectiformes; Paralichthyidae
Gene: atp6v0cb
Product: ATPase H+ transporting V0 subunit cb
Biological process (GO): proton transmembrane transport
Cellular component (GO): proton-transporting V-type ATPase, V0 domain; membrane
Molecular function (GO): proton-transporting ATPase activity, rotational mechanism
Source: RefSeq, a predicted model, not a curated record